UCGAUUCUUUCGAGUUAUUCUCGUAAAAAAAUUUAUGUCAGAAAACGUUAUAACAUACACAUAAAAUUAAUAAUAAUUUAAUGUUUUUCACAUUAUUGAGCUGUGACAUUAGUUUCAAUUUAUAGUAAAAAUAUUCCAUUUAUAGAAAAUAAGUGUUUUCUAAACGCGCAUUGUUAAGAGAUUUAAACAAUAUAUCAAGUUUAUAUAUAUUUUAUAUAAAAUAAAAUGGAAACUAGUGAUGAAAUUGGAUUUAAAGAAAUAAAUGUAAAUAAUAAGGAAAGAGUAAAAAGUAAUGCAAAUUCGGAUAUUGAACGAAAAAUUAUUUAUGAAAGGCCAAAAGGUCAAAAACAAGAGGAGCAAAUUGAAGAAUUUGACACUGACGAAGAGGAGGAAGAAGAAGAUGAUGAUAAAAAGUCCUCUAAUCAAAUACCAGGUCCAGAUGAUUAUUCAAAGCAUUUAACUUAUGAAGGUGAUACUUGCAUUUAUACGGAACCGGAGACUGGAAAAAAACUCGUCUGGGAUACAAAGCAAAAUGCUUGGCGAGAACGUGAGGCCGCUUCAAAGGAAAAUGAACCAAUGGACGAUGCAAUGAAAAAUUAUGAAUAUGAUGGAAAAAAUUAUGUUUACACAGAUAAAAAUACAAAUGUAACGUAUAAAUUUGAUCAAGAGAAAAAUGAAUGGAUUGUGAAAGAUGAAAAUGAUAAAAGUGAGGAAAAUAAAUCUGAACAAGAGGAUAAUGUCCCACCAAAUCCUACGACAUCACAAAAUCCAAUUUAUGGAUUUGAAAAUGAUACACAUACAUAUACGGAUCCAAAUGAUGGCAGUGUUUAUAUGUGGGAUCGAGAGAAAAACGCUUGGUUUCCAAAAGUCGAUGACGAUUUUAUGGCAAGGUAUCAGAUGAGUUAUGGCUUUAAUACGCCAAAUGUUGAAGAAGCAAAUAAUGAUAAACCUGCAGUUUCUAUUGUUGCUCAGUCAAAAGCUGAUAAGGAACAAAAACGACUUGAUGCCAAGCGAAAAACUCAUGAACCACCUACUUGGUUUGAAGUUGAUGAACAACAUAAUACAUCGAUUUAUGUACACGGUUUACCAUUGGAUGUUACUUUGGAAGAGAUGACAGAAUUAUUUACCAAAUGCGGUCUUCUUGCUCGUGAUGAAAAGGGAAAGGACAAAAUCAAACUCUACAGGGAUUCGUACAAUGAAAUAAAAGGCGACGCACUCUGCACUUAUAUUAAGGUGGAAUCUGUUAAUCUUGCAUUGAAUAUUCUCGAUGGCUGGAAAAUCAGAGGAAAGACUUUAUCAGUCCAAAGGGCGAAAUUCCAAUUGAAAGGCGAAUACGAUCCUUCAAAGAAACCCAAAAAGAAGAAAAAGGACAAAGAACGACAGAAGAAGUUCCAGGAAAAAUUGUUUGAUUGGCGACCAGAUCAACUUCCUGGACAACCACAAAAAUGUGAACGCGUUGUAAUUAUUAAAAAUCUCUUCAAGCCGGAAGAUUUUGACCAUGAAGUAUCACUUCUUUUGGAAUAUCAACAGGAUAUUAGAUCAGAGUGUCAAAAAUGUGGGAAUGUCACCAAAGUUGUGGUUUAUGACAGACAUCCUGAGGGUGUUGCACAAGUCACAUUUAAGGAUCCCGAAGAGGCUCAGGGAUGCGUGCAGUUACUAAACGGCCGUUGGUUCGGUCAAAGGAAGAUAACUGCAGAAAUUUGGGACGGGAAAACAAAAUACAAAGUUGUUGAAACCGAGGCCGAGAUUGAAGCGAGAAUAGAAAAAUGGGAUAAAUAUUUAGAUGAGCAGGAUGAAAAAAAGGAAGAGAAAACUAAAGAUUCGCAAAAAAUGGCGCAAUCUGAUGUAAACGAAGAGAAUAAUGAAACAUCAACGAAUAAUGAAUCUAAGGAAAAAAAUCUAUAGUCAUAGGUUUUAGAAUAGAAUAACAUAUCGAUUAUGAGUAAGUAAACUUUACUUUUUUGAAAUUAUUUAAUUUUCGAUUUAAAUAGACUCAAACAACGAUAAAAUAAUGUUAAAAAUUAUCAUUUUGACUCUUGACGAACAAUUUUAUUUUAAAAAUUGUAAAUGAGUCAAUGAUUUCAUGUAAAAUAUAUAGUAAAUACUUUGAUUAUAGUUAAUACUAUUAUUUCAUACAAUCGAAAGAUUAUUAAAUUUUGAUUAUACGUCGAUUUAAUCUUUAAAAGAAAAAAAGAUUAGAAAAUUGAUUGUUGUAGAAAAAGAAGGGAGUUGUAAAUAAUAGAGUUUAAUUAGAAUGUAGAGUAUGCAUGUGGUAAUAAUAAGUCUGAAAUGAUUUUAUUGCUCUUCUCUCUAUAAUCUUAAAAUUAAUCUUAAUUUUUCUUCAUUUACAAAACACUUUUUUUUAUUAUUAUUUUUUCAUAACAUUUUUAUAAUUAUUUUUCUAUUUUUUCUUAUAAUAAUAGACAUUUUCUUUUAUUUUGAAUGAAUGGAAAUCAAUCUUUCUUGAAGUGAAAAAAUUUUUUGUAUUGAGUUUAUUUAAGUCAUAUAUUAUUUAAUAUUUUUUUUUUUUGGAAACAAAAUUUUUUACUGUAUCAUUUUAUGUGUAAAAAGUUAAUGAAAGAAAAUAUUUACUUAGUUUGAUGAAAAUAUUUUACAAUUUAUAUAUAGGAAAUAUGUUCUAAAAUUGUAAAAUACUUUUAUGAAAUUAAAUAAUUAUUUUAAUUUUCAAUGCAAGAGGGAAACAAAAACCAGUUUUUAUUUUUAAAUUACUUUAUUCUGAUUGGGCAAUGAGUGUUGUUCGUAUAUUUCUAUGAGCAUAUGAAAGGACAUACGAUUUUACAUCUAAGUUAGAAAUAUUGUACACGGCAAGUUGUGUCUGAUACUCUAAGCCUUUUAGAUGAAUAUUAAUUAAAAUUACGAAACAAUAUGUUUAUCUUCGAAUUGACGACGUUAGGUUCUGUAAAAGUUUUACAAAUAUAAAGCCAUGCUUUACAAUAAG
Leptopilina boulardi is the source of this 2959-nucleotide messenger RNA. It is a transcript of the gene barc, whose product is annotated as HIV Tat-specific factor 1 homolog. Lineage: Eukaryota; Metazoa; Arthropoda; Insecta; Hymenoptera; Figitidae. The transcript is spliced from 8 exons. Gene Ontology annotation, cellular component: U2 snRNP; U2-type spliceosomal complex. Gene Ontology annotation, molecular function: RNA binding. Gene Ontology annotation, biological process: mRNA splicing, via spliceosome. The coding region runs from base 226 to 1905 and encodes 559 amino acids. The record is from RefSeq and is a predicted model, not a curated record.